UAAUCGCGCUGGACAGCGGCCAGCUUCACUCGUAGUCUCAGCAAGUCAGAGCUCUGCGCACGAGAGCAACAACCUCAUUCCUGGAUAUAAGGCGCGAGGGACAGUGCGCGAGCGCAGCGCGCGGAGUGAAUUCGUCCUUCGUUCGCUGAGAGCAGAAGCGCGUGAGGCUGCCUGGGGAGAAGAGCGCGCGAGUGGUUUUCAAACUGUCGGGGGGGAAAUGAACCGUUAACGGCCGUUGAAAAUGAAGAGGCUUUCUCGAAAGCUGACUUUAGCUCUUGCGGCGGUGUUUUGGAUUGCCGCGUUCCUCUAUUUCAUAUUGCUGAAUAGUCGGAAAAUACUACCUGACCAAAGAAGCGAACAACCGCAAGUAAAAGAGAUCUCAGAAGCCGAGUGGGAUGACCUGUUGGAGGAAUUUGAAGAGAAAAGCUACCUCAAUGCUCACAAAUGGAGGCCAGGCCAAGACCCCUACAGCCUUUAUGCCUUCAAUCAAAGAGAGAGCGAGAGGAUACCCAGCAACAGAGCACUUAGAGACACGCGACAUUACAGGUGUACAACACUGCACUAUGACCCCGACCUGCCACCCACCACCAUAGUGAUCACGCUCCACAACGAGGCACGAUCCAGCCUACUGCGCACAGUAAGGAGUGUGUUGAAUCGGACCCCUGUUCAUCUGAUUCAUGAGAUCAUUCUGGUGGACGACUUCAGCGAAGAUCCAAAUGACUGCCUUCUUCUCACCAAGUUGCCCAAAGUAAAGUGUCUUCGCAAUAAUCGUAGAGAAGGACUGAUCCGGUCCAGAGUUCGAGGGGCAGACGCUGCUGGAGCUGGGAUCCUGACUUUUUUGGACAGUCACUGUGAAGUAAACAAAGACUGGCUGCCUCCAUUGCUGCAGAGGGUGAAAGAGGACCCAACCUGUGUCGCUAGCCCUGUGAUUGACAUCAUUAAUAUGGACACGUUUGCCUAUGUUGCAGCUUCCUCAGACUUGCGAGGAGGCUUCGACUGGAGCCUACAUUUUAAAUGGGAGCAACUAUCAGCUGAAAAACGAGCCAGGAGAGCUGACCCUACGGAGCCCAUUAAAACGCCCAUCAUUGCAGGAGGACUUUUUGUGAUUGACAGAUCGUGGUUCAAUCACUUGGGAAAAUAUGACACAGCCAUGGACAUCUGGGGUGGAGAGAACUUUGAAAUCUCUUUCAGAGUAUGGAUGUGUGGAGGAAGUCUGGAAAUAAUUCCCUGUAGCAGGGUCGGCCAUGUCUUCCGCAAGAAACAUCCUUACAUCUUCCCAGAGGGCAAUGCCAACACCUACAUAAAGAACACCAGAAGGACAGCCGAAGUUUGGAUGGAUGAGUUCAAACUGUUCUACUACUCAGCUCGACCGGCCGCGAGGGGGAAAUCUUACGGAGACAUUCACAGCAGGCAGGAGCUCCGCAAGAGUCUCAAGUGCAAAUCCUUCAAAUGGUAUCUGGACAACGUCUAUCCAGAGCUCAAAGUCCCUGAUGAUUCAGAUGCCAAGUCUGGCAUUGUCCGACAGAGACAGAACUGUCUAGAGUCUCGUAUAGUUGAGGGGCAGGAUCUCCCAGUGCUCACACUCGCACCCUGCAUCGGCACUAAAGACGCACCAGCAGCCAACCAGGAAUGGAUCUACACCCACGGACAGCAAAUCCGCCAGCAGCAACACUGUCUGUCCGUCUCUACCACUUUCCCUGCCUCUCAGAUCCUGCUCGUACCCUGCAACAUCAGCGACGGCAAGCAGCGUUGGCAGAAAUCUGGCACUCACCUGGAGCACCUGGCGUCUCGUUUCUGCGUGGACAGUGAGAUGGCUCUGGAUGGCAUUGAGAGCAGUAAAAUGCUAGUGAUCAGCCCAUGUGAACUGUCAGCCCAUACUCAGAGAUGGGAGAUGCCUUUCUCAUGAUCCUUCUUUCCUGGCCUCUCUUCACCUGUCAAAGCCUAGUUGAUGUCAAAGAUAAAUAGAGAAGCAGAGAGAGACAGACAGACAGAGACAGAGAGAGAAAGACAGACAGACAGAGAGAGAGAGAGAGAGAGAGAGAGAGAGAGGGACAGACAGAGAGAGAGAGAUAGAGAGAGAGAGAGAGAUCAGUGUGUAUCUCCAGGAGGGGCUACAUCUGUGUCCUGCUGUUCUGCUUUGUCCACUCCCUUUGUCUCUUCAGCACACCCCAGGUAUGCUGGCACAUCAGAAUAUGAAUGGAACUUAUUACCACUGAUAUAGUAACAUUAUUGUGUUACUCCUAAUAAAAAUGUACUAGGCUUGGAAUUGAAGGUGUUUUCACGUAUAGAUAAUCAGAAGAUUUUCCAGAUGAUUAUCGAUAUAUACAGUAUCUGGAUUUUUUCAGAUAUAAAUAGGGCUGCUCGUUGCACAAUAGUCUUUGUCUCUCAAAGAUAUUAAUCAGGGUUAAUUAAAGUGGGCUGCACACUGGACAUGUCUGGUAGAAGACAUGGCGUGUUCUAAAAUUCGAAAAAAUUAUUUUCUAUAAAAGGUACGUAUGCACACACCGCAGGCUCGCCAUAUCCAGAGGCUGUUAAAACAUUUCUGCAGCACCACGGAGCUCAACUCUCAAAAUAGUUUUCCAUUCAAUUAGAUCUAAAUCAAUAUUAAAGGACAUAGAUAAUUUACUCCAUUUAUUACUGGAUGAUAUAUUAUGUAUAAGUAUCUUUCAUAGAACCACACAAUGUAUAUUCAGUUACAAGUAUGUCGUUUUGUGGUUUGACAGCUUGAAUGAAAGACCUAUUCAGUGCUACAUACAGGGAAAUUUCAUAAUGUCGCCAUUUCUAAUCGUUCAGUUUGCACUGUUACACCAGUUUCAUACACGAACCUGCAAACUCAUCAACAUCACUUUGUUAAUUCUUGAAGUACCAAAACCAUCCUAACUUUGGAUUGCCAUCAGCUCGUAAUGUGUGUGUGAUAUUUGUGCCUUAUUCAUGCCUGUGUGCUUUCAAUUGGCAGUAAAUUGGCUUCUAAUUUAAAUGUCGGCUGAUGUUAAUAUAAAAAUGUAUCGAUAAAAUAAUGUGCUGAACAAUAAUCGAUAUAACAAUAUUUUAUGGCAUCCCUAAAAGUUACUUUUAUGUUACUUUCUCUCACUGUCAGUUGGCAAUGUAGACACACACAAUUGUAAAAACAUACAUGAUUGUUAUGAGGAAGUUACGGUGAAUACGGCAGUACGUUGUGCUUGCGUCAAGCAUUUGUAACACACCGCUCAAAGUUCAAACAAUUUCAACUUUGACCUUGUUGCUGCUGACCUUUCGAAACGUGAACCAAUGAUUACCGGACCAUUCAGAUGAUGUAACAUUAAGCUGGCAGUGCCGAUGCUAAAAUGCAAACAAGACGUUCUCUGCAGCACUUUUCAUGUAUUUUCAUAAAGCAGCGUGUUCAAGAGAACAAAAUUGUCACUUCCGGGGAAAUUAGUACAGAAUAAAGUUGUCUGGGAACAAAAGCAUGUCAGGCAGUUCUGGGAGGUAAUUUAAGCCAUAAUUUUGAUGACAAGCUUUGACUCAGAAUGACCAGAACAACAUUUGAGAUACUAUGCGAUGACAUUUGUUUUCUGGUCAGUCCAUUUAUGAGUGAAUUCAGUCACAUGACUAUUUUAAUGCUUAUAAUAAAUCGGUAAAUAUGUUUCCAUCUUAGUUUAUGUUCAUGUCUUGAAUAAAAAAAAAAAUUGUACACCUUAAGCAAACGUGUACAUUUAUACACAUUUGAGAUUUUAUUUGCAUAUUGGAGUUUCCAUCCAGCAUUUAUGAGAUAUUCCAAAAUUCACAUAAAAAUACAUAGAUGGAAACCCAGAUAACAAUGCAAUUUUUUUUCAUUUAUAAAUGAACUGAUUUCUUCCUACCACUAUGUCAGAUGACAAUUUUAUCAUGAUCAUCCGCUGAAUUGCACAUACAGCAUUACAGAUUUUUAAAACAGCAAAGUAUUUAUGCUGCCUUAAAAAAUGGAGGAAUCUCAAUAGAUAGGAUGUUAUGCAAACAUUAAAUUCACAUUUGCCCUGAAGCCUUCGGAUACUGUCUGAUAAGACAUCAUUUUAAUUAUUUGUAUCCAGUAUAACUUAAGCAGUCUCCCUGUAUAUAUGUGCUUUGGCAGGCUGUAACCUCUGCUGAUUCUCUCCUCUGUCUCUCUACCAAGGAUCCCCAGAGUGUCAAUCACACCAAUGCUCUCCAGAACAGAGUUUGGCAGCUGGACCCACACAAACAUGCGGGACACACAAACACACACACAGAGUGAGAUACACACUCAUACUGGAGAACUACGCACAAUCUUUAUUUCUUUGUAGCUUGAAUUUGCCCCAAUGCAAAUGCAUUUGUGUGUUACAUCAGCUUGCACAUUAUAAAUUCAAUAAAUGCCCUAUUUUUUCUUAA
Messenger RNA from Myxocyprinus asiaticus (Chinese sucker), 4362 nucleotides. RefSeq names its product UDP-N-acetyl-alpha-D-galactosamine:polypeptide N-acetylgalactosaminyltransferase 14 (GalNAc-T14) (gene galnt14). The record is from RefSeq and is a predicted model, not a curated record. The transcript has 15 exons. Bases 242 to 1906 code for a protein of 554 amino acids. Lineage: Eukaryota; Metazoa; Chordata; Actinopteri; Cypriniformes; Catostomidae. Gene Ontology annotation, cellular component: Golgi apparatus.